Perognathus longimembris pacificus (Pacific pocket mouse) is the source of this 1567-nucleotide messenger RNA. RefSeq names its product interferon-inducible GTPase 1-like. The transcript is spliced from 3 exons. NCBI's taxonomy places the organism in Eukaryota, Metazoa, Chordata, Mammalia, Rodentia, Heteromyidae. Bases 175 to 1473 code for a protein of 432 amino acids. Gene Ontology annotation, cellular component: endoplasmic reticulum membrane. Gene Ontology annotation, biological process: defense response; cellular response to interferon-beta. The record is from RefSeq and is a predicted model, not a curated record. Gene Ontology annotation, molecular function: GTPase activity; GTP binding.
GGCAGAAGGGGAGGUUGAGUGAAAAAUCUGGAACAGAGUGAAGAACAAUUCCUGUGCCUUAAAAACCAGUCAGGAUUUGUCGUUCUCCGAUCUCCAGUGGACAGCAGACCUGGCGUGAGGAGACCCGCUGUGUGCCACUUCUGCUGUAACCAGUCCCUUUAUCUACUCACAGUCAUGGGUCAGAUGUUCUCUAAAACACCUAAUGAACAGGACCAAGGCUUGGCGUCCAGCUUUGUUUCCUAUUUUAAGAAUUUCAAGAUGGAAACCAAAAUCCUCUCUCCAGAGGCCAUCCGUUCCAUCAAGGACCAUCUGCUCAAUGGAGACAUGCAGAGGGCAAACGCUGUGAUCACUGCUGUGCUAAAGGACAUUGACAACUCGCCACUUAACAUCGCUGUGACCGGGGGGUCAGGAGCAGGAAAGUCCAGUUUCAUCAAUGCCUUGAGAGGGAUUGGUCAUGAAGAGGAGGGGGCGGCUCCAACUGGGGCCCAGGAAACAACUAUGGAAAGAAAGAAAUACGAAUACGCAAAUGCCCCCAAUGUAACUCUGUGGGAUCUACCUGGCAUAGGAACCCCGAACUUUCAGCCAAAAGAUUAUCUGGAAAAAGUAAAAUUUAAAGAGUAUGACUUCUUCCUUAUUGUUUCUGCUACACGCUUUGGGAUCAAUGAUAUAGAACUUGCCAAAGCAAUCAAAUUUAUGAAGAAGGACUUCUAUUUUGUGAGAAGCAAAGUGGACUCUGAUUUAAUGAAUGAACAGAGAUCCAAACCAAAAAGCUUUGAACGAGAAAAAGUCCUGCAGGGAAUCCGAAACUACUGUGUGGAAACUUUUGAGCAGAAUGGAGUCGAGGUUCCCGAAAUCUUUUUAAUCUCCAGUCAUGAUUUAGCUGAUUAUGAUUUUCCAAUUCUGACAGACACCCUGUUAAGGAACCUUCCUGCUCAAAAGCGCCAGGUUUUUCUGAAUUCCUUGCCUAAUAUCACUGAGACAACCAUUGAAAUGAAGAGGGAGACCGAGAGGCAGCAUAUCUGGCUAGAAGCCUUCAAGGCUGGGGCACUGGCCACCUUUCCAGUAGUGGGCAUUGUAAGGGAUGAUGAGAGAAAUCUGGAGGAUAGAUUAAACCGCUAUCGAACAUGUUUUGGAGUGGAUGAUAAAUCUCUACAAAGUUUUGCUGAUAAUUUGAAAGUACCUGUGGAGACACUCAUGACAAUCAUUCAAUCUCCACAUUUGUUGAAAACUACAAAGGAAGAACAAUUAGGGGAAAAACUUUUGAAAUACUUGGAAAUAUUCUGCUCAAUUAAUGGUGGUCUCCUCGCUUCAGGGCUUUACUUUAGAAAAUAUCAUUGCUUGCUACUUCAUUUUCUUGACAUAGUAUCUAAUGAUGCUAAAGUUCUCCUUAAAGAAACAUAUUCUAAAGACCAUCAAAAUCCCACUGCAUCCACAACUGCUGGACCCCUAGUGACCACAGCCAGAGUCAGUUAGAUAAGCUCUCUCUUCUUGUCUUUUCUUUGGUGGUUGUGCUCAUGGUGGGUCUUGAACUCAGUGUCUGGGCAGCUGUCCCUGAGCUCUUUUUUGC